Pleurotus ostreatus (oyster mushroom) is the source of this 639-nucleotide messenger RNA. RefSeq lists its product as uncharacterized. Gene Ontology annotation, molecular function: aldose reductase (NADPH) activity. NCBI's taxonomy places the organism in Eukaryota, Fungi, Basidiomycota, Agaricomycetes, Agaricales, Pleurotaceae. The record is from RefSeq and is a predicted model, not a curated record. The transcript is spliced from 3 exons. Gene Ontology annotation, cellular component: cytosol. Bases 1 to 639 code for a protein of 212 amino acids.
AUGACUGGUACCGAUGACUCAUCCGGCAAGACCAGAAGGCUGUCCCCCGACGAACGUCCAACCUUCGUCGACACUUGGAAAGACAUGGAGAAACUCCUCGACUCAGGUAUUCAGAUCACCGCGUCUCAUACCACGGCCUUCAUCUUCAUUCAGCUGCCUUCAGGCAAAGUCAAGACCAUUGGAGUGUCCAACUUCUCCGUCAAGACUCUCACCGAACUAUUGCCUCACUGCACCGUCAUACCAGCGACCAACCAAGUGCAGUUGCAUCCGUGCCUCCCUCAAGUGGAAUUAAAAGCUUUCUGUGAGGAGAAAGGAAUUCUUCUCACUGCGUAUACCCCCUUAGGCCGGGCUGAGUCAAAGGUCUUACUGGAGCACAAAACGAUAAUUGACAUCACCAAAUCCCUCGGUGUUACACCCGCUCAGGUACAGCCUUUAUUGUUAUUCAAGUCCUUGAGCUGGUCCGUCCAGAGAAACAUCAUUGUCGUCCCGAAGAGUGAAGAUGACCAGCGAAUGCAAGCUAACAUCAGCGUGAGUGAAGCCGUAGAAAGACCUUAUACUCUAAGAGCCGACAAGAACGAUCAACCCCCAGCUUGUCCAUUUAUCCGACGAGCAUAUCAAACGAAUCAACAGGAUACAUGA